Aspergillus eucalypticola CBS 122712 is the source of this 966-nucleotide messenger RNA. Its product is annotated as putative mitochondrial phosphate transporter Pic2. Gene Ontology annotation, cellular component: mitochondrial inner membrane. The transcript has 5 exons. Gene Ontology annotation, molecular function: phosphate transmembrane transporter activity. NCBI's taxonomy places the organism in Eukaryota, Fungi, Ascomycota, Eurotiomycetes, Eurotiales, Aspergillaceae. Gene Ontology annotation, biological process: mitochondrial phosphate ion transmembrane transport. The record is from RefSeq and is a predicted model, not a curated record. Bases 43 to 966 code for a protein of 307 amino acids.
UUGCUCCCCAUCCUCUACUCCCUGGCUAGAUAAGCUCUCAGAAUGGCAGCACAAAAGCCCAAGUACCCCUUGGGUAAGAUUGAACCCAACUCGGCCAAGUAUUUUGCCAGUUGCACACUUGGAGGAAUCAUUGCCUGCGGCCCUACCCACACAGCCGUCACACCCCUCGACCUUGUAAAAUGCCGCCGUCAAGUCGACCCCAAGAUCUACACCUCCAAUCUCUCCGCCUGGCGCACCAUCAUAUCCAAAGAAGGUCUCCGCGGCAUCUUCUUCGGCUGGACCCCCACCUUUGUCGGCUACUCCUUCCAAGGCGCCGGUAAAUACGGCUUCUACGAAUACUUCAAAUACCUCUACGGAGACCAGCUCUUCCCGAAUGCGAACCGCACCGUCGUCUUCCUAGGCGCCAGUGCCUCGGCCGAAUUCUUCGCUGAUAUGGCCCUCUGUCCGAUGGAGGCGAUCAAGGUACGCAUGCAGACGACGCUGCCGCCGUUUGCGCAUACAUUGCGCGAGGGAUGGAGCAAAAUCGUGGCGCAGGAGGGCAUGUCGGGCUUGUAUAAGGGGUUGUAUCCGUUGUGGGCGAGACAGAUCCCUUAUACCAUGACGAAGUUUGCGACGUUUGAGGAGACGGUCAAGUUUAUCUAUAAGACGUUGGGCAAACCCAAGGAGCAGUUUAAUGGAUUGCAGCAGACGGGAGUCAGCUUUUUGGGAGGUUAUAUUGCGGGAAUCUUCUGUGCCAUUGUCAGUCACCCGGCGGAUGUUAUGGUGAGUAAGUUGAAUGCGGAUCGGAAAGCUGGUGAGGGAGCUAUGACUGCUGUGUCGAGGAUCUAUAGUAAUAUUGGGUUCUCCGGCUUGUGGAAUGGACUGCCUGUGAGAAUUGUCAUGCUGGGUACAUUGACUGGAUUCCAAUGGUUGAUCUACGACUCAUUCAAGGUGUUCCUUGGGUUGCCGACUACUGGUGGACAUUAG